AUGCCCUUACUUAAUGAGUUAGAGAGCCUCAGAAUAACCCUUGGUGAUAUUAAAGAAGCCACUAAAAACUUCACUACAGUUAUUGGAAAGGGUGGAUAUGGCUUGGUUUACAAAGGACAACUCUUACUUUCUGAUAAACUAACCAGUGUAGCUGUUAAGCGACUAGAUCGUAACAAUGAUCAUUCUGGUCAAGGGUUUAAGGAGUUUUUAACUGAGAUUCAAUUGCUCACUCGUUAUAAACACCCAAACCUGAUCUCCCUCAUCGGUUUUUGCGACCAAGACAAUGAGAAAAUCCUCAUUUAUGAGCAUGCAGAACAAGGAAGUCUAGACAAGUACUUAAAUACUGCUGAAAACAGAUCUAAACUAACAUGGAAGAAACGGAUCAAUAUAUGCGUCGACGCAGCCCGUGGAUUGAAUUAUCUACAUAAUGAAGUUGCCAGAAAUGAGAGAAUUAUCCACAGGGAUAUCAAAAGUGCAAAUAUUUUGUUGGAUCAAAAUUGGAAAGCAAUGAUUUCCGAUCUUGGGCUAUCCAAAUUAGGCCGUGUUAAUGAGCAAGACACUUUUCUCAUUACUAAUGUUUCUGGAACACCUGGUUAUUGUGAUCCAGAAUAUGUAAGUUCAGGGAUCCUAAUAAAAGAAUCAGAUGUCUAUUCAUUUGGUGUUGUAUUAUUUGAAGUCUUAUGUGGGAGGCUGGGCUUUAUAAAUGUAAACAAUGAACACCGGUUUCUAUCUUCAUUGGCCCAACGCUAUUGCAAGAUAGGGAAAAUAGAUGAGAUCAUGGAUCCUGAAUUAAAGAACCAAAUUGACUCAGAUGCUUUAGAUAAGUUUUCUAAGAUUGCAUCGCAAUGCUUGCAGAAUAAUCGCAAACGAAGGCCCUCAAUGCGUACGGUGGUAAAGAAACUUGAGGAACUUCAAAUAGCAUUGGAAUUUCAGCAACGUCAUGAUACAGACCAGUUAAAAGGUGAAAUACAAGCAGGAAUGGAUGGAGCAGUUCCGACAGGUGGUGAACCUCUAAACGGGACAACACAUAUUAAGCUUAGUUUAGAUGACACACAUAACAAUUUAUUCAUUUCAUCAAUGGAUAAGACUAAGAAGCGAGUGUGUGACAUUCACACUUCGGAUUCUAUGCAGCGAGAGUCCUUGUUUAAAGCAGAUGACGUUAAACCUGAUCAACAUAUAUCAGAACACGUGUUAAAAUCGGAGAUAGCUAAGUUUGCUGAUAAACGAGGUUUGUUGGAUUUCGUAAGCGUUAAAAGGUUACACAUGCAACUUGAAAUUCAUAAAGAAAAUGAGGGAUCUGGGCUUUUUAUAACAAAGAUGUCAACGGGUGUGCUCUUAGUAAUCUUAGUUUUGUUUGCAAGUUGUGUUACUGAUUACUUGUCUCUCAAACAUAAAUUGUUGUAUUAA
This is a messenger RNA of Erigeron canadensis, 1407 nucleotides long. RefSeq names its product receptor-like protein kinase ANXUR2. The record is from RefSeq and is a predicted model, not a curated record. Lineage: Eukaryota; Viridiplantae; Streptophyta; Magnoliopsida; Asterales; Asteraceae. Gene Ontology annotation, biological process: protein autophosphorylation. Gene Ontology annotation, cellular component: plasma membrane; plasmodesma. Bases 1 to 1407 code for a protein of 468 amino acids. The transcript has 3 exons. Gene Ontology annotation, molecular function: transmembrane receptor protein tyrosine kinase activity; ATP binding.